AUUCAUUUCCCCACUAGUUAAUCGCUUGUCAGACAAAUAGUUACCCAACCCGCCAUCAACUAUAGCAACGUCUUUGCCCCGAAGACAUUGUGGACUUCACACCAAGGGAUUUUAAGCAACAUGUGCGAGAUGUAUGGAAAGAAGACAACAUCUCGGAAUCUUCCCUGCCACUUCUAAGGAUAACCGGCCUCAGAUUGCCCUCCAUCGCAAAUGACUAUGCAGCACCGCAUUCUCCUCCGGCGACUUUUCCUCCUCCCCGCCCUCAAACCUAAAAACCCGACUCCAACCCGUCUCCUCAUAAGACAAUCCCAGCUAAACUCUCGAUCGCGACCACAGCUUCCCUUUCUCUCCACGCCGUUAGCAAAGAAUCACCAGUUCCGCUACUUGACCACGGAGCGGAAACGAUGGCUCGUAUAUGAAGUCUACCUCGCCUUCAAAUACACUGUCUAUUUCUGGGCUAUAGUGGGGUUCUCCGUGAUAGCCUACUGGAGUGUGCAGCAAGAGUGGCUCGAGAGGAAAUAUCCGACGCCACACGAAUGGGGAUUUCUAACGCGGCUGCGAUUCCGCGUCGCGAAAUGGGGGCCGGAUCGCACCGACUGGGUUGGGGUUGAGACGGAUUGGGUCGUGAUUGGGGAGUAUGCCAAGAAUGUCAUUGAGAGGCUGGAAGACAGGAAAAUCGAGGGAGCGGGAGUGGAAGACCUGAUGGAGGGCGGCAUCUGGAUUGACGGCAUUGGGAAUUCCGGUUACGAUAUCACGGCGAAGAGCGAGCCCUGGCAGAGGGGAUAUUACGAGGCGCUGAUGUUGGCUGCGAAAGCGGCCGAACAGCUGGAUGACCAUGUGCUGGACACGACGCGACGUAUCGUGUUUCCCGCCAGCACCGUCAUUGGGCCCUCGAACCCAAACCCGAAACCUAUACCCGCAGGUGCUGAGACGGCGCCGCGCGAGGAGAAUUGCGAACGCGCAUUCGAGGAGCCAGAGAUGUUCUAUAUGCGGAUCUUAACGACACGAGGCUUUUCAUCGAAACAGAAGAUGGACGCCGCAUUGGCAUAUGCCUCGUGGCUUGACUUCAAAGAGGUCCCCGAGGCAGCGAUAAGGAUGUACGACUGGGCGCUAUCUCUCGCGUCCGAGAACACGCCGCCGACGGAGAUGCCAUACGACAAGGGAUCGUACGUGCUCCGCGACAAUGCGCCCACACCCUCCAAGAAUAUCCUCGACGCCCUCACCGCACUAGCAACGCACAAGGCUCGCAAUGGGGAUAUAUCCAGCGCUCUCCCCAUCCUCCUCUCCAUCCUCCGCGCCCGCCGCUCUCUCCCCGAAACACAGCCCAAAUUCUCCUCCACAUCAUACACCCAACCAGAACCACCAUCCAACUCCCCCUGGACAGCCAGCAACAUCCUCAGCACCAUCAAACGCCUCGUCGCACCACCAGCCUACCCGCCCCCCCCACCCUCCGGCGACUCACCCCCUAUCCGCGACGCGCAAGAGCGCUGCGAAGAAGCCGGUCUAAACCUCUACAUAGGCGAGAUCAUCUACGCGAGCCGAGCCCGCGAGGACGGCGUAGCCUGGACCCGCGAAGCCGUGGACCUCGCCGAGGAACAACUGCACAAGCUCGGGCCCUCCCCGCAUUCCUCCGGAGCGAAGAAGACGUGCAGGGAAUGUCUGAGCAGCGGGCUCGAGAACUGGGCGAAGAUGGCAGCGCGUCUAGCCCGCGAGGAGCGCGAGAAAGAGGCCGCUCCAUCCGCUUCUUCGGGAUCCACAUGGUUCGGGCUCUGGGGCGACAGCAAGCAGAAGCGCGAGGAAGAGACGAUCGGGCGUUGGGCGGCAGAGGAGAACGUCGUGAAGGAACGCACGCGGCGGGCACAGGACGUGCUCGAUGAACUCGAGGCGCCGAGUACGCCUUUCAGCUCUAUUUUCUCGGUUUAAUUCGGUUCUGUAAGAUUUUUUACAAUGGUUCUCGUUUUGAUCAUAUGGUUAUCGUGCAACUCGUUCUCACGACCGACAAAAAAAGAAAAGUGUAGGAAAAUGGAUUAUCAUGCGUCUGGUAUUUCUGCGGAUAAAAGUUUCGCUGAUAAGUACGUAUAUGGUGAUUUUACGUGUUACGACACAAAGAACUUCGUUCUUGUUUUAUAUGUAUGAAUAUUGUGUUCAAUUAAGGACAUCAAAGGUAGUCACUACAUCACAAGGAGUCUAUCUGUCUGUAAGAUAUCGAAAAGUCUUAACCUCAACCCUCAACCCUGUUGGGUUUGUGUAUGUCACGAAUGUAUCUCACACGAAAGUCUCGCA
Xylaria bambusicola is the source of this 2283-nucleotide messenger RNA. RefSeq lists its product as uncharacterized. The transcript has a single exon. Bases 211 to 1923 code for a protein of 570 amino acids. The record is from RefSeq and is a predicted model, not a curated record. Lineage: Eukaryota; Fungi; Ascomycota; Sordariomycetes; Xylariales; Xylariaceae.